Messenger RNA from Drosophila melanogaster (fruit fly), 604 nucleotides. RefSeq names its product metallothionein E (gene MtnE). The coding region runs from base 71 to 196 and encodes 41 amino acids. The record is from RefSeq and is marked reviewed. The transcript has 2 exons. Lineage: Eukaryota; Metazoa; Arthropoda; Insecta; Diptera; Drosophilidae. Gene Ontology annotation, molecular function: metal ion binding.
AUCAGCAAGUUCAACAAGCUUCUAAGACUCGGAAUUACCGCAGUAAAUAAACAAAAAACAAAUCAACAAGAUGCCUUGCAAGGGAUGUGGAAACAACUGCCAGUGCUCAGCCGGAAAGUGCGGAGGUAACUGCGCCGGAAACAGCCAAUGCCAAUGCGCCGCCAAGACGGGAGCCAAGUGCUGCCAGGCCAAGUGAUGGCCGGAUCCAUUUGGAUUAGGUUAAAUAGUCUCUAAUAGUUGUUACAAACCCCUGCCUGACGCUGAAUAAAACCCAUUAUAAUGUUGUGCUUAUCUUAAUUUAAUAUUACUAUUAAUUAUUGCGAAAUGUUGCACUUUAAAUCCUUUCAAAAAUUGAAACAGAAAAGCUUCGUUAUUGCAAAUUGUUACCUUCUUAAUCCAGGUCGUCAUGCAGUUAACAGUGAUUCACAUUUUUUGGCAACAAUAUUGAAUCCUUAACAUUAUAAAUCGUAUUAUAAAUUUAUUGUGCCUGCUUCUAAAGUAGACUUUAGAGCUACUCAUGCAUAAAAGUAGAAAAUAACUGAAAAAAUGUUCAGGCAUUUGUGACGGAAGUCUUCAUUUCAGGCCCCACUUUGGGCAUAAGUUU